AUGCAUGUUCUCACAGCAGAAACCACGCUCCCCGAUACGUAUCUGGACGUUUUAGGAGUUGACCUUUAUGUCCACUCCAAGACCCUGAAGGAAAAAUCAAAGUACUUCGAGGCAUUUCUGGAUUCCCCCGAUAAAGCCACAAAGCCGAGCACAAGAGCUGGAUACAAAUACACUUGGGUGAGCAUGAUCGAUGAAGACGGUAGCUGGUACUUGGUAGCAGCAGAUUCAAAGACUGAGCCAUGUGACCUGUCAAAGCUCGAGGGCAACAAAGGAGAGCAUGUUAGCAACUUCUACAAGCUUGUGUGCGCUAUGUACGGAGCUCCUUUCGAUCUGAACUCCGACAAAGACCUCGCACCCAUUAUUGAAUUGGCAGACUUCUACCAGGGGAAGCCAGCGCUUUCGGCAGCAAUUGACGGUUUGCUUGACAGAGGACAACUGCGUGUCACUGAGUUCACUUGCCCAUUCCUUGUCGGGCCAGCGCUCAAACUUCGCCAUGCAAAGCUGUUCAGAGAGUGCAUCGUAUAUUUGGCAGGAAAUUGGAGCAUUCGGAUGCCCUACAACCCUCGUGCAUUUGGUCCCAAAAUUUUCGAAAUCGUCCGCAAUUGCAUGAAGGAGAUCACUAGGAAGAAGGAGUACCUAGAUGCAUCUCUCAAGGAGCAUUUGAAGCUUUAUCCAUGGUUGGCGGAAUACAUGUCUGCGGCCGCAGCCUGUGAGGCAACAGACACCCCAGCGUAUUACAACACUCUAUGGUCGAUGAUCAAGGAGAGUACCAAAUACGACCAGGAAUGUCUUGUGUGUGCACUUGCUGCCAUGGAAGAGCUGCUGGGGGAUAAGACAGAAUUGAGAUUCAACAAGUUCUAUCGUGGGGAGGAGUUAUACAACGACUUUUAUCUCUCUUCGGUUGUCGAGGAUGGAAAUCUUCCAUGGGAUCCAACUCAAGAGGAUUGGUAGGCGGUUGUUUGAGGGGAGGUUGGGCCAAAAAUCA
Molecule: messenger RNA, 985 nt
Organism: Mollisia scopiformis
Lineage: Eukaryota; Fungi; Ascomycota; Leotiomycetes; Helotiales; Mollisiaceae
Exons: 3
Coding region: 1-951 (316 amino acids)
Source: RefSeq, a predicted model, not a curated record